GGGUGGCAUGCUCCCAAUUUGAAGUCUAGGGUAUGCGAAUAUCAAGCUAGCUAGAUUAAUUUAUUUUGACAUGUAAAACCUGUCCGGAAAUCAGUUAUACGAGUCAAUACGACCAUCUAGUACUAAACGGAUGCCUUGCUUGCACAGAUCAAACGCGACACUCCAAGCAUCGAUAUCGCGCACUCCCCGAUCUACUACCAUCUUGGCGCACCUAGCUAGCUGAAGAGGGUCCUGCGGCUUGAGUCUAUUGAGAUACCUUGCUAACAUUGAAAUCUGCUGGAGCCUUUCACUCGAGUGACGUAGGACAGACAGAGUUCUGCGGCGGAGGAGGCCGCGCGCUCUGUCUCCCCCACUCCCCCCCUCCCCCCCCCGCGCCCUCAACGAGCCGCCUGAUUGGUCCGGGCCUGGAAAAGAGUUCAGAAUCCAGAAUGUGCAGGCCUUGGUGUCUGCACCGUGGGAAAAAUAUCAAAACAGCGCAACUCAAAUCGAAUACGAUUAUUUAAAAAUCCUUCGCCAGACAGAAAACGGGGAUCCGGAAAGCAGGUAACUUCCCUUUUGGACAGAAGAAAAGAAAUUCAUUUACCUGAUUUGUAAGAGAACACUGCAGCAAAUGUGAAGCUUUUUGGAAGAAACGGAUAAUGGACCAAGGUGGAGGGGUCUUGGAGCUUCAGCUGCAGGACUCAAAAAUGCCCCACACGAUGAUAAUGCAAGACUUUGUGGCGGGCAUGGGGGGCAUGGCCCACAUUGACGGCGAUCACAUCGUGGUGUCGGUACCGGAGGCGGUGCUGGUGUCGGACGUGGUUACCGACGAGGGUAUCACGCUGGAGCACGGCCUGGAGGAGGAGGUGGUGGAAGGGCCAGACAUCGGCUCCGACGACAUGGUGACGGCGGAGGGCAUGAUCGUGUCGGAGUCCGUGCUCGGGACGGAGGUCGCCAUCGAGGAGGCGCUGGACUCCAAUCACCAUGUCCUGACCACUGACCUCAUCGAAGAGUCAGUGCGUGUCCCUGACCAGGUCUUUGAGAUGGUGUCUGAGGAGGUCAUGGUCUCUAACUGUGACGCGGAGGCAGUCAUCCAGGCGCAUGAGGGCAUGCCAGCUUCCACUGUCACCAUCAAGACGGAGGAUGAUGAGGAUGGUAAAAGCACCUCAGAGGACUACCUGAUGAUAUCUUUGGAUGAGGUUGGGGAGAAGCUGGACAUCGGGAACACUCCCCUGAAGAUAAGUACCGAGGUUACACAGGAUGACUGUUCCAAGGAGGGUGGUUAUGGCUCUGAGGUCAUUAAGGUCUACAUAUUCAAGGCAGAAGCAGACGAAGAUGUAGAAAUAGGUGGGACAGAGGUUGUGACAGAGAGUGACUUCCACAAUGGCCACGCUGUGCUAGAGCCAGGUGGCAUUGGCAGGUCAUCCCGGGAGAAGAUGGUCUACAUGGCAGUGAAGGACUCCUCUCAGGAAGACGAGGACAUCAACUGCUCAGAGAUUGCGGAUGAGGUUUACAUGGAGGUGAUCGUGGGUGAGGAAGAGGCCCCUGCCAUCCAGGAAUCUCUGGCUGACUCCCCUGUCAACAAAACCUUUGUCCCAGUGGCCUGGGCUGCUGCCUAUGGUAACAGUCUGGACAGCAGAAUGGAAAACAAGAACGGUGCAGCCACCCAGUACUUGCAAAUCAGUGACAGCCUCAACACCAGCAGGGUCCUCAAACAGAAGGCCAAGAAGAAGAAGAAGGGGGAGACGCGGCAGUGCCAGACUGCUGUGAUCAUUGGUCCGGAUGGGCAGCCUUUAACGGUGUACCCCUGUCACAUUUGUGGUAAGAAGUUCAAGUCCCGGGGCUUUCUGAAAAGGCACAUGAAGAAUCACCCAGACCACAUGUUCAAAAAGAAAUACCAGUGCACAGACUGUGACUUCACUACCAACAAGAAGGCCAGCUUCCACAACCACCUGGAGGGCCACAAGCUCAUCAUCAAGAGCGAGAAGGUGCCCGAGUUCACGGAGUACACGCGGCGCUACCGCGAGGCCAGCCCGCUCAGCUCCAACAAGCUCAUCCUGCGCGACAAGGAGCCCAAGCUGCACAAGUGCAAGUACUGCGACUACGAGACGGCCGAGCAGGGCCUGCUCAACCGCCACCUGCUGGCCGUGCACAGCAAGAACUUUGCCCACGUGUGCGUGGAGUGCGCCAAGGGCUUCCGGCACCCGUCGGAGCUCAAGAAGCACAUGCGCACGCACACCGGCGAGAAGCCCUACCAGUGCCAGCACUGCGAGUUCCGCUGCGCCGACCAGUCCAACCUAAAGACUCACAUUAAGAGCAAGCACGGCACCGAGCUGCCCUACAAGUGCGGACACUGCCCGCAGGCCUUCGCCGACGACAAGGAGCUGCAGAAGCACAUGGAGAUCUUCCAGGGCCACAAGGCGCACCAGUGCCCGCACUGCGACCACAAGAGCACCAACUCCAGCGACCUCAAGCGUCACAUCAUCUCCGUGCACACCAAGGACUUCCCGCACAAGUGCGAGGUGUGCGAGAAGGGGUUCCACCGGCCCUCCGAGCUCAAGAAGCACUCAGAGACUCACAAGGGCAACAAAGUGCACCAGUGCCGGCACUGUGACUUCAAGAUCUCCGACCCCUUCACGCUCAGCCGCCACAUCCUGUCUGUCCACACCAAGGACCUGCCCUUCAAGUGCAAGCGCUGCAAGCGGGGCUUCCGGCAGCAGAAUGAACUGAAGAAGCACAUGAAGACGCACAGCGGCCGGAAAGUGUAUCAGUGCCAAUACUGCGAGUACAACACUACGGACGCCUCAGGUUUCAAGCGGCACGUCAUUUCCAUUCACACCAAGGACUACCCCCACCGCUGUGAUUACUGUAAGAAGGGCUUCCGCAGGCCCUCGGAAAAGAACCAGCAUAUAAUGCGGCACCACAAAGAUGUGUUAAUGUAAUGUUAUGCACCCCCUUCCUAAUCCUAAAGGGUCCUUUUUAAAGCCUAGGCAAACUAUGGGUGGAGGGGGAUUUAUAUAGUAAAUAUCUAUAACAAAAUGAACUGUUCUUUCAGUACUGACUCGCACCUUUUCCAGGAAUGAUAAAUUAGGUCUUAAAAAACCCCACAAACCAGUAUUAGGAGUCAGUGAAGGGAUAGGAGUAUAAAAGGUAGAGAGAUGGAAAUGAGCAGGGAUGUGGUUCACUGUUCAAUGUUUUUACUCUCUUUUACUUGAUUUGAUGCAAAAUAAUCACUUGUAAAACAUUCAGGGGCUCAAAUGUCAUUUUGUUUACUGAUUUUGGUAGGAUGAUACAUACCAGUAAUAUGUUGUCUCUGUUGGGAGUGGUGCUUUAAUGUCUCUUUGUAUCAGCUGAUGAAAAAGUAUUGCUUGUUGUCCUCACAUUGUUUUAGGGUGUGCUGCUUUUUCAUCUUCUGUUCAUAUACUGGAAGGCAUUAAAAUGCAACACUAUUUUUUUUAGAAUACUUGCAUAACAUCUUUGGAUAAUUUUAUUUGCCUUGGCUGUACAUGUGUGCAAUAUUUCAAGGUGGUUUCAUGGGGUCCAUAUUUCUUCACAUACAUACAUAUUCAAUAUCAUGUGUCCUCCAUUAGUAUCCACUAACGUGUGUACAUCAGUGGGCAUAGCUGUCAUAAAGACCUAGAUUUGCCUCAACAGGUUCACAUCCCUCUCUUCCAAAAGAGCUGUGUAAUGUACAAUCAGUGUCCCAUGUGUUCAGAACGUUCCAGGCUGAGUCAGUUUGCACACAGUACAUUUGUAAGCAUAAAAGUCACCUGGCACCUCCAGCACAUCUGAUCUGUCUAUGCCUCAGUUAGUCAUGGCAUCUUGGUUUGUACGUUCAGAAGAAUGGUUUUAUUCAGUGUUUCAUACUCAUGGGCAGCAGUGUCACAUGAUGUUCAGCUUUUUCAUGUGUCCCACUAAAGGACUACAUCAAUGUAAAGAAUGUUCCCAGUGAUCACGUGACAGGUGGGUCGCAUGGACUUAAUGAAAUGCUGUCAGUAUUAAGCAGUGCUUGCUUUGAAGUAUAUAACUGAAAGUUAGAUCCUGUAUAUAAAGGCUGCAUUUCUGUACCUCUUGGUGCGUGUCGGCGUGCGUGCGUGCGUGCGUGUGUGUGUGUGUACACAGGGAGAAAGUUAGAGAGAGUAUGUAUGUAUAUAUUUUCCAGCCAGCAAGUCUUCAUUGGCUUUUGCAUAACAUUUCCUUUUUGUCAGUCUUGAUGGCUGUUUACUGUUAUUAGUGGCCAGUUGGUGGUGUGUAUAGUAUCAGCUGCUGGGGAAAAUGUUAAAAUAUAUUCCAUGAGGCAAUUUAGCUAACGUGAAGAACCCAGUACCGGUCCGGGUUCCAGUCUUCCCUGAAUUUCCCAGUCGUCAAAUCUCAUGUGGUGGGUUGUCCAGGUUUCCUGAAUAGCCUGCGACACUCCCACACUUUAUAGAUACCUUUGGAUUCAAAAUGUUUAAUAUUCUUUAGUCUGCACAAAUAUAACCCUAUGAAUGCUGUUGUACCACAUGAUAGUGAGUGAGUGAGUGUGUGUGUGUGUGUGUGUGUGUGUGUGUGUGUGUGUGUGUGUGUGUGUGUGUGUG
Molecule: messenger RNA, 4556 nt
Organism: Megalops cyprinoides (Indo-Pacific tarpon)
Lineage: Eukaryota; Metazoa; Chordata; Actinopteri; Elopiformes; Megalopidae
Product: zinc finger protein 711-like
Exons: 10
Coding region: 639-2921 (760 amino acids)
Biological process (GO): regulation of transcription by RNA polymerase II
Cellular component (GO): nucleus
Molecular function (GO): DNA-binding transcription factor activity, RNA polymerase II-specific; metal ion binding; RNA polymerase II transcription regulatory region sequence-specific DNA binding
Source: RefSeq, a predicted model, not a curated record